ACGUGUUAAUCAUUCUGUCACUGAGUGUGCCGAUUCAUUAGUAUUCGUUCUUUGUUUCAAGAGGAAAGAAGGAUUAACGAUUGUCAGCGAGUGAUUCACUUUGAAGAAAACUCUUACAGGCCUUAUUUUUAUUUAUUUUCUUAUUUAAUCUCUUUAAGAAAAUUUGUUAUAAUUUUUUUCGUUUAUUUAAAACUGUUGUUUUUAAGAUAGUACUAAUUAGGGUUAAUAGUAAACGAGGAGUUUGAUUAGUGUUAUUUGAUAUUUUGUUUUUUCAUGUAAUAAGUGUAGCUAAAUUUAAUUGCAUAGCCUUAAAUAUUUAUUUCUCAUUGAUUGUUUGUCAUAUUUUUCUGUUUAAUUAUAGUGUUAAUUAGGGUUAAAUAGUGAGAGGAAUUUUACUAGUGCUUUUGUCAUUUUAUUUAUUGUCAUUCAUAAAUUUUUUUGAGUACAUUGUAUAGAAAUGUUUUUUAGUGACUAGUUAUUUAUUGUCUUACAGUAGAAAGUGUAUCAUUCAUGUGGUAGCUAGUAGAAUUUGGAAAUAUCUCAGUAUUGUAUUGACUUUGCUCUAUUUGAUCUUGGAUUAGCUUAUCUGUGUGCAUAUUAUUCAGAUAUUUAUUGUUAUUAGUCAUUUGUUAUAAGGAAAUCAGUUUAGAAUAUAUAACUGUGUCACAAUGAAUAUUCUUUGAUUGGAGAUUCGAUGUUUAAACGCUUGGAAGCGCAUUUAUCUGAGGAUUUGGAUGUUAUUUUUUACCGAGGAACAACCAUUGAGAGGUUAACCAGUAGAAUUUCUAAAAUAAAGAAACACUAUGAUUGGAAUUUAGGGCAUGUGGGCACCAAUAACAUAUCAGUUGAUAGUGUAGAAAUAAUACUUCAAAAGUAUAGGUCACUGGCUAAUGAGAUUUUACGAGUCAAUCCAAAGGCAAGAAUUAUUUUCUCCAGUAUCAUUCCUAGAGAUUUUAAUUACUUUGAAAACGAUUACUGGAAAACUGUUGAAUGUAUAAAAAUCUUAAACCAUAAGAUUGAAGCUGUAAAUAAAGCAUUAGAAAAGUUGUGCCAUAAUGAAGAUGCUUUUAUCUUUUGCAGUUCUAACAAGCCAUCCUGGUCUGGUUUCCUGGGAAAAGAUGGUUUACAUCCUAAUAAAAGUGGUGAUCUUUGCUUGGCCAAUUAUUUCUGUAGGUUUUUAAAGAAAUGCAUUUCUUCAGAUAAUGCAUCUCGAAAGAGGAAAAAUUGCCAGUUGAUCACCUCGGGAUAUAUUUUGGAUUCUUUGGAGUUUCCUCCAUUGCCUUCCUGUGAUCAGCCUUCAUUUUUAUCAUCAGGGCCACAGCAUUCUGGUUCUGCUGUGCCUUGUAGCAAGGUACCAACUUUUGUUGACCCAGUUCCUUCAUAUGUUUCUUUUCCAUCAGCUUCUCAAAAGGAUCAAAAAUGCCAAUCAAUUGCUCCUAAAUUCAUUUUGGAUUCUACUGAGUUUCCUGCAUUGUCUUCCUCAAGGCAAUCUUCAUUUUUAUCAUCUUGGUCUAAACAUCCUGCUUCUUGGCCUUUGGCACGGCCAUCUGUUUCAGCUUGUGCAGUCUCAACCGCUUCUUGCUCUCUUCCACCCUCUCCGCCUGUGCCGCCUACUCUCUCCGCCUGUGCCUCCUACUGGUCAUGUUCAAUUUCUUGUACCUAUUGUUUCUUAUAUGCCUAUGGUUCAGUUCUUGCCAUUCCAUUCUGUUGCCGUGUCCUAUCCUCCAUUUUAUGUACCUGUUGUUCCACCAUUUCUACCUGCUGCUGUUUCCUCUCUUCCAACAUGCAGUCAGUCAGUUGUUGCAUGCACUCUGCCAACCCACUCUGAACCAGAACCUGCUCGCACAUCCCCAGUCCACUCUGAACCAGAACCUGCUCGCACAUCCCCAGUCCACUCCGAACCAGAACCUGCUCGCACAUCCCCAGUCCACUCCGAACCAGAACCUGCUCGCACAUCCCCAGUCCACUCUGAACCAGAACCUGCUCGCACAUCCCCAGUCCACUCUGAACCAGAACCUGCUCGCACAUCCCCAGUCCACUCUGAACCAGAACCUGCUCGCACAUCUCCAGUCCACUCUGAACCAGAACCUGCUCGCACAUCUCCAGUCCACUCUGAACCAGGAGCUCCUCGCAUUUCCCCAGCCCAGUGUCGGCCAGCAUGUGCUUCUAACAAACUUGGAAAGGCAAGAAUUACUAAGAUAAGUAAAAAUAUUUUUUCAAAAUGUGACAAAAAUAUCUAUGAAAAUGUUAUUUGCAGUAUUCCUACAACAAAUAAAUUUGCAGUGUUACUAGAUGAUUGUAAAGAAGAAAAUAGGACAGAUAUAGUUUUGGCUCUAAAUUUAAAAAAAAUAAAUAUCACUGGAGGAGGUGCUCAAAAUUUCUCAUAUUCAAAGACUUGUGAUUAUUGUGGGAAAACUUACAUGUCCAAGUCAUUAUUUUCAAAACAUUUAAGAAAAUAUAAAUGUGUAGAACGUGUUAAGAGUACUUAUCCUAAAAAAUGUGAGGUAUGCUUAAAAUUUUAUUCCUCGAGAUCCUCUUUUGCAAAUCAUUUAAAAUGCUGUAAACCAAAGAUUUGUGAUGUUUUACCAAAAAGCAAUUGUAAUAAUUUAUUGGAGGCUAGUGUUAGCUCUCAAGCAGAAAUUGUAAAAAAGCCCAAAUUAUGUUUAGUGCCAGUCAAAACAACUUUAGAUAAUCAGCAUUUAACUGAUAAAUGUGAAAAUUCUCCCAGUUGUGUCUAGAGUGUGGUAGAUUUUAUAGUGGUAAUGAAUAUUUUAAUGAACACACAAAAAGAUGUACUGGUGACAAGAAGCAUGAAUUGUAUUUUUGUACAGAAUGUGAUAAAGCUUAUGUUAGUGUAUGGAAUUUAAAUAAGCAUCUUAAUGUUGUGCAUGACAUUAAAAACAUCAAAACUUAUUCUUUUAAUUCUAUUUCAAGUUUUAAAAUUUGGUUAGAAUCUGAAACUAUUGGUACUCAUACUUAUUUUAAAAAAUCAACUGGGAAAAAAAUAUGCGGUGAGAAAACAUUCUAUUAUUAUUCUUGUCAAUUUUUUCAUCUGUCAUAUCAAUCAAGGAUUAAUUCAAGGGCAGAGCGAAAUGGUAAACGUAAAAAUAAAAAGGGGGUAAUUCCUUUCAAUAUAAGUUGUCCUGUUAAGAUCUGUGUAUGUGAACAAAAGAAUUUGAUAUUGGUUACAUAUUAUUCUAUUCAUAACCAUCAAGUCAGUUACGAGAACACUAAAUAUCACCCCCUUAAAGAAAGAUCACGUGAUUUAAUUAAAUCUUACUUAUUACUUUCCUUUCCCAUUUCAAAAAUUGUAAGUUUAUUACGUGGCGAUGUAGGAUGUCGAGAUAAUAGAAAUUUUUUUCCUACAAAGGAAGCCUUCAUAUCUCGUAAAACUAUACAGAAUUAUUUAAGGUGCUUACGCAAUUCAAUUCAGCCAGCCAAUGAUGCUAUGUCUGUUUCUUGUAUAGUAGAGGAAUUAAGGAAAGCCAUACAAUCCUAUUUUAAUUUUUAAAUUGCAGAAGUCGAAAACAAUUUGGGGCCCUACACAUUUAGAUAAUUUGCAAAACUAUGAAAGUUCUUUUCCAUUAGGUUUACAGACUAAAGCACAAAAAGAUAUGUUAGUUAAGCAUUCAGAUAAAAUUCUUUGUAUUGAUGCAACUCAAGGCAUAAAUUUUUAUGACUUUUAUCUUUCUCUGCAUGUUUAGGAUGAGUAUGGUCAAGGUUAUCCAGUUGCACAUUUUAUCACUAAUGAUUUAGAUUACCAUACCUUAAUUGCUUUAUUUUCAAGUUUAGAUUGUCGAAUUCCUGACCUGAAUGUAAAUACGGUAAUGACUGAUGAUGAUGGUUAUUCCUUUAAAGCAUUUAAUUCUGUAUUUGGUCCAAAUAUAAAGCAUCUACUAUGCCAAUGGCACGUUUUUCGCGCUUGGAAAAGGCAGUUAUCUUCAAAAAUAUGUGAUAAGUUUCUCCGUCAAAAAAUGUUAGACGAGUUAUUAAAAAUAAUGAAAGAAGUGUCUGAAAUAAAUUUUGAAAAUAAACUUUUAAUGUUUAUCGACAGCAAUUCAAAUGAAUGUUAAAAUUUUAUUGAUUAUUUUGUUAGAAAUUAUUCUGGGAGAAAAGAAUUAUGGGCAACCUGUUUUAGACAAUUUCCACAUGGCAAUACUAAUACUAACAAUUAUUACGAAUCUUUUCACAAUCAGUUAAAAACAAUAUAUCUUGAGCGUAAGUAUAAUAGGCGAAUAGAUGAUCUUGUUUCAACUCUUUUGGAAAUGGAAAGGGAUCGAUUUUUAAAAUAUUCUUGUAUUGUUAUUAAUAAUAUUCCUACUCAUUCCAAGUUCACUAAAACUGUUAAAGAGAAACAUGACAGGGCUGUAAAGAUUCAGAAUACAGAUGUCAUUGAAUAUGACAAUCAUUGGGAGGUUAAAUCUCAAUCUGUAAAAGGAAAGAUAUAUGUAGUAAGAAAAAUUGCAGAUGCUUGUAUUUUAUUGGAUCAUUGCAGCUUUAAAUGUACAAAUAUUAAUUGUGUGGCAUUGUGCAGUCAUUUGUAU
Argiope bruennichi is the source of this 4544-nucleotide messenger RNA. RefSeq lists its product as uncharacterized. The coding region runs from base 1383 to 2738 and encodes 451 amino acids. The record is from RefSeq and is a predicted model, not a curated record. NCBI's taxonomy places the organism in Eukaryota, Metazoa, Arthropoda, Arachnida, Araneae, Araneidae. The transcript has 3 exons.